Molecule: messenger RNA, 2835 nt
Organism: Lizanozyma spartinae
Lineage: Eukaryota; Fungi; Ascomycota; Pichiomycetes; Serinales; Debaryomycetaceae
Gene: VPS16
Product: tethering complex subunit
Exons: 1
Coding region: 1-2835 (944 amino acids)
Biological process (GO): endosomal transport; intracellular protein transport; vacuole fusion, non-autophagic
Cellular component (GO): endosome; cytoplasm; lysosomal membrane
Molecular function (GO): actin binding
Source: RefSeq, a predicted model, not a curated record
AUGAUUGCUAACCCCAGUUUGGAGUGGCAAAGACUUCGUGAUGUCUACUACAAUCUCCGAACAUGUUUCUCCUCGUUGAACUGGCCAAUUGAAAGUUUGUAUGCCAACUACAGAAUAGCUGUGUCUCCAUCAGCUUCAUUACUAGCACUAACCUCAAAGUACACUGCAACCCCCAGUGUCAUUGAAAUCUACUCCUUAAGUGGAAAUAAGAUAUGGAAUUUUGUAUACAACAGCCAGAAGGACGACUACAUCUACGACUAUCAUUUCCGGGGUGAAGACUUGUGUGUGGUGUUUACGUCCCAAAAGUUUAGGUACUAUAAAGGUUUCAAAGGUGACUUCAAUGAAAACUCAUAUACUAAGGAUUUGAUCAUACUUAAGGAAAUAGGCGCUCAAUUAACUUCCUUGCUGCUAUCUGAACAAAACCUCCCAGAUUCCAAUGGGGAAGGUACUCUGAACUUAGACUUUGAAGAGUCUCUUAGAUUGGUCUCUUCCAGAGUCGUAGACAAAUACUUGGUAUUACAGACUCCAGAUAAGUUGAUUAUCACCGACUUAGAUACGUUCAAGAACUUUGUGGUACCCAUAUCUGAUUUGGACCAAAAUAAAAUCCAUGCCAUUGACAUUCAAUCUCUGGUUAGAAGGAAGCUUAACUUAUUGGUAAGCUACGAUAAGACCGUUCUUCAAAUAGAGAUCAACUUGUUGACAAGGACAUUUUCAUUGCAUGAUAUGGAGCUUGCUGAUGGUCCCUUUACUCAAAUAGCAGUUUCAGCCAAUAGCCAAUUCGUUUCAUUAUUCAGCUCUACUAUGAAAACCAUAUUUGUCACGUCCAAAGACUUCAGUUCCAUGUUACUUGGAUACGACAUUUCGGAAGAGUCCAGUGAACCAUAUCAGAUAUCGUGGUGUGGGAACGAUGCUAUUGUAUUAUCCCUCAGAGAUGAAGUCAAGUUGAUUGGACCGGGCCAGGAAUCAAUAUCUUUCUUCUAUGAUCUUAUUAAUGAUGAUGAAGAAGAUAAUAAUAUGAAUGGUUUUGAUGUCGAUAAUUUUCUUCGUACGUCUUCACAACAACACGUCCCGUACGAGAUCCCCAUUCUCAAAAGUCAUAGUGAUGGUAUAACCGUGAUUACCUCUAACAAAGUGGAGUUCAUUAAUAGAGUCUCCAAUGAAAGAAUUGAAUUGUAUCAAAUUGGCUCUUCAAAACCAAGUAGCAUUUUACUUGAUUUCGUGGAUAAGCUAGCUACCAAUGCUUCUAAAGCAGAGGCCAAUAUAUCCUAUCUCAAGUCUGAAAAUCUUCUUAUCACCGCGAUCAAUGAUUGUCUUGAAGCACUUUUGGAUGAAUUUGACCAAGCAUUACAAAAGAUAAUAUUGCGGGCAGUAUCUUUUGGCAAAGCCUAUUGUGAAAAGUAUAAUGAUUCGGAGAAAUAUCUCUUGUACUUGAAUUAUACCAAAGUCAUGAACCAAUUACGGUUCGCCGACGUUGGAUUGUUUGUCACUUAUGAUCAGAUGAUGGAAAUUGGUUGGGAGAAUUUGAUUCAAAUGCUACUUCGUCGAAGCUUAUUCCUACUAGCCAUUCAGAUCAUUGAUUUAUUGGAAUUACCUAACUUAAAGGAUCUAGUUUAUACCCAAUGGUGUUGUCAAAAGAUCAAGAAAGAACCCAACAUUUCAGAUAUGAAUUUGUUCAAAAUAAUUGCAAAGAAGCUUGUUUCUGCUGUCCCCAAUUCCAAAAGGAACUAUGUUUCAGUUGAAACCAUUAGUGAUAUUGCAUUUGAAGAAGGUAGAACUAAUUUAUGCAAUCUUUUAAUCAAUUUGGAGUCUAAUUUGGAUAGAAGAAUCAAGCAAUUACUUAAACAUAAUGAGAUAGAAAUGGCUCUCAUCAAAUCCUUCCAAGCUGGUAAUUAUGAAAUGUGCAAAUUGAUCUUGAUUGCUCUAGAAGAUAACAUGACCACCACUCAAUUCUUUAAGAUUCUUGAUCAAAAUCAAUCUAAUGGAGGAGGAUUAGUUGAUAUGGCAAUGGAUGAAGUGAAAAAAUUAAGCAUUGAAUGUGGGAAUGAAAACUUGAUAAUCAAUGGUGAUCUUAUAGGAAACUUUUGGGUUGAAAAUAUUGCCAAACAUAAUUCCAACCUAUUAAGUACUUAUUGGAAACAGCAAGAUAAAAAAUAUGAAUUAUCCCUCCAUAGAACCAUAAAUUAUCUUGAAACGGUCUCUGAAAGGGAUGAAACUUAUUAUGAAGCCUAUAAGCUUAGAUUGUCAAAACUUAUAAGCCGAAGUCCUAACAAGACAUUCACCAAGAUAUACCAAAAGGAAAGAGAUAUACUAGAGCUUCAAAAGAAGCUUGGAGAAACUUAUCAAAUGAGUUUUUAUGAUGAAAAGUCAUUGUAUGACAUUGUUGGUAAACUUGUCAGUAUGAAUCAAGUGAAGAGGGCCUCAAAAGUAUCCAAAGAUUUGGGAGUAUCAAUUGAAGACUUUUGGUAUUUGGUUGUUGAAAUCUUUAGUUCAAAAGGUGAAUGGGAUAAGUUAUACAAAUUCAUUGUUGGCAAUAGCAAUAAUACCAGUGAUAUUGUCAAUAUUAAAUCACCUAUUGGGUUUAAAGAUAUUCUUAAAACUUAUUUUGAUAAAAGUGGACCCAAAGAACAUAUUUCAGUGUUCAUUAAGAAUUCAACUAAUUUAAAACCAAUUGAAAGAGUCGAACUUUUUAUUCAAAAUAAAGAAUUUGAAACAGCAGCUCAAGAAGCAUUCAAAAUUAAAGAUAUUGAACAUUUAAGAUUGCUUUAUGAAGUUUCGGAGUCUGACCAAACGUUACAUUCCAUGGUUAAAACAUAUAUUACCAAAUUGGGUUAUUGA